AUGAAUCUUCUCCUCCUGGUCUAUAAUUUACGGACUAGAGAAUCCGUCCUCCCAAUCCACUCCUCAAACUCAAUCACAAAAGCCUGUUCCUUGAGUCUUAAUGGAUCGGAUUUUAAUCUCAAACCUCAUCAACCCGGAUCCAAAAGCCACGUCAAAAGGCAACGCAAAAAUCUAAAACCUAAACCCGUUAAGAAACCCUUCUGUUUUCCCCCAGCUGACGCGAAGGGGGAUCGAACCUUCUUCUUCCCAAGCCGACGCCGCCUUCUCUCCUUCCUCAACCACCAAGGCCGGCGGCGCCACCUCCUUCUUCAUCACCGCCGGCCAACCAUCCACCUUCCUCAUCAAGCUCCGGAUUCCUUUCCCCCUCAUCAUCGCCUCUCCUCUUCUGGGUUAGGAAGAGGAGCGCUCCAUUCCUACCACCAAGUCCUCUUCAUCCUCCACUUCGCCUCUGUAGCCAUCUCCAAAUCCGACAGCCCUUCUCGCUUCCGAAGCCCUCCUCUUCGAGUUAGACGAGGAGGAUUCGCGUUUGCAGCCACCUCCAGAUCCAGCAGCCCUUUUAGCUUCUGCAGCCCUCUUCUCUUCGGGUUAGAAGAGAAGAGGUUCUUCUUCGUGCGUGUUCCGAUCAAGAGAAGGAUCCAUCACAUUAGCGUUCAUUUUGGUUGUUUGCUUACUUUGAUUGAUGCCCACAAUAUGUUCAACAAAAUGUUUCUUUACUUAGAUGCAGAUCAAGAACAACCCACACUGAUCAUGGCUGCCAACGAUGAGAACAAGUAUCUAAGGACUACGCAGUAUUGAGUACGAGAGGAUUUAGAUCUAGCAUCACAAGACCUCUGGUGGAUGCUAAUAACUUUGAGCUGAAAUUGGCACUGCUUUCCAUGAUUCAACAGCACCAAUUUGGAGUGCCUCCUACGGAUGAUCUGAAUCUGUAUUUAGAGGUACUUCUUGAAUUUUAUGAGACAUUGAAGCUUAAUGGUAUUUCUGCAAUGCUAUUAGGAUGGACUGUUCCCUUUCUCCUUGAGGGACAGGGCAAGAGUUUGGUUGCAUUCCCUAUAAUCAGGAAGUAACAUGACAUGGGAACAACUGGAGAAGUAGUGUUU
Messenger RNA from Zingiber officinale, 1097 nucleotides. RefSeq lists its product as uncharacterized. The transcript has 2 exons. The coding region runs from base 1 to 795 and encodes 264 amino acids. Lineage: Eukaryota; Viridiplantae; Streptophyta; Magnoliopsida; Zingiberales; Zingiberaceae. The record is from RefSeq and is a predicted model, not a curated record.